Penicillium manginii is the source of this 2205-nucleotide messenger RNA. RefSeq names its product putative AAA family ATPase/60S ribosome export protein Rix7. Gene Ontology annotation, biological process: ribosome biogenesis. Gene Ontology annotation, cellular component: nucleus. Gene Ontology annotation, molecular function: ATP binding; RNA binding; preribosome binding. The record is from RefSeq and is a predicted model, not a curated record. Lineage: Eukaryota; Fungi; Ascomycota; Eurotiomycetes; Eurotiales; Aspergillaceae. The coding region runs from base 1 to 2205 and encodes 734 amino acids. The transcript is spliced from 2 exons.
AUGGGUCCAAGGAACCGUGGAGGUCGGCCGAGUUUAAGCCAGGGCUUGGACCGUGAGGUCUACCAAGUCGUGCGCAAAAUUAUCGAUGACCAGCCUGAUGAGGCCCGGAUUCGCCUUUCGGUCCCCGCCAUAUAUGAUCAGCUCAAAAAGUCCAAUUCCAGCCUGAACCGCAAACCUAAGAAAUUGUUGGAAGACAGUCUGGAGCGGGUCCUGGAGGUUAUGAAGAGUGAGGGACUGUGCGGUGAAGACGAUGCGGACUCAGUCGAGGGAGACUUUGAAGGGCUCGAAGAACCACCAGCCAAGGAAGCCAAUGGAGUUAACCAGAGCAUUGUUGGCGCAUGGGCGACGGCCAAAGCAACAACAACAACACCCUCCCGCAAAACUGAGUCGGGCUCUUCCUCCAAACGAAAGGGAACCAGCGGGGAAUCAUCCUCAAAGAGACGCAAGGCCGAUGCUGUAGUGGACCGAUCCCCACCUACACAUGUUAGUCUUACGGAUUUGGGCGGUCUGGACGACGUGGUGCAGGAAUUAGGCGACAUGGUUAUCCUACCCAUGACCCGGCCGCAGGUUUACCUGGCGUCGAAUGUGCAACCGCCGCGCGGUGUACUACUUCACGGCCCGCCGGGAUGCGGAAAGACCAUGAUUGCCAAUGCAUUUGCUGCCGAGCUCGGCGUGCCGUUCAUCUCGAUCUCAGCACCCUCUAUCGUCUCCGGCAUGUCGGGUGAGUCUGAGAAAGCGCUGCGCGAACAUUUCGACGAGGCCAAGCGCAUCGCUCCUUGCCUGAUCUUUAUCGACGAGAUUGAUGCAAUCACACCCAAGCGUGAGAGUGCACAACGAGAAAUGGAAAAGAGAAUCGUCGCCCAGCUACUAACCUGCAUGGACGAACUUGCUCUCGAAAAGACAGACGGCAAGCCGGUCAUCGUUCUCGCCGCAACCAACCGACCCGACAGUCUAGACGCAGCUCUGCGCCGUGGUGGUCGUUUCGACAAGGAGAUCAACAUGACAGUUCCCUCCGAACCAGUCAGGGAGCAAAUUCUGCGAGCCUUAACGCGAAAGAUGCGCCUAGCAGACGAUCUCGACUUAAAAACACUAGCCAAGCGAACCCCCGGCUUCGUCGGCGCUGAUCUAAACGACCUCGUCUCAACCGCCGGCGCAGCCGCCAUCAAGCGCUACCUAGAGAUCCUCAAAUCCAACAGCGGUGAAGACAUGGACAUGGACAUGGAAAUCGAGGGCGAGGACGAUAUCAUAAGCCCUAAAGUACGCGAACUCCGCCGACUAAUAACACACGCCAAAGAAACGCCCAUCGGCGAAGAAACAAACGAAAUCUCCAUUUCAAACGCAGACUUCUUCACCGCACUACCCAAAAUUCAACCCUCCUCCAAGCGCGAAGGCUUCGCCACCGUCCCUGAUACAACCUGGGCCGACAUCGGCGCUCUGGGCGGGAUCCGCGAGGAACUGGUCACCGCGAUCGUGGAGCCGAUCAAAAACCCAGACAUUUACGCCAAUGUGGGUAUUACCGCGCCGACGGGCGUUCUGCUCUGGGGACCACCCGGUUGCGGUAAGACGUUGCUGGCCAAGGCCGUUGCGAACGAGUCGCGCGCCAAUUUCAUCAGCGUCAAGGGUCCGGAGCUGCUGAAUAAAUUCGUCGGUGAGUCUGAGCGCGCGGUUCGUCAGGUCUUUAUGCGGGCGCGCUCUUCUGUGCCCUGCGUUAUCUUUUUCGAUGAAUUAGAUGCUCUCGUCCCUCGUCGUGACGAUACUCUGUCCGAAGCCUCCGCGCGCGUCGUGAAUACUCUUCUCACUGAGCUGGAUGGCCUGGGCUCCAGUCGCCAGGGUAUCUACGUGAUUGCCGCGACCAAUCGUCCUGAUAUUAUUGAUCCGGCCAUGCUACGCCCAGGCCGUCUGGAGACACUUCUUUUCGUCAACUUGCCCUCGCCGCUUGAGCGAGUCGAUAUUCUGCAAACGCUUGUGCGGAAAUUGCCUAUUGACUUUGACGAGGCUAUGCGCCGACUGGCGGAGGAGUGUGAGGGCUACUCUGGUGCUGAUUUGGGUAGUUUGUUGCGCAGGGCUGGUUACUCUGCUAUUAAGAGGCGGGAUAAUAUCAAGUUGGAGGACUUUGUUACUGCGAAGUCCUUUAUCCGGCCCAGUGUCACCGAUAUGAAGAAAUAUGAGAAGUUGAGGAGGGACUGGAGUGGUGGUGUGAUUUGA